Molecule: messenger RNA, 3250 nt
Organism: Daphnia magna
Lineage: Eukaryota; Metazoa; Arthropoda; Branchiopoda; Diplostraca; Daphniidae
Product: formin-binding protein 1-like
Exons: 11
Coding region: 181-2109 (642 amino acids)
Biological process (GO): signal transduction
Molecular function (GO): protein binding
Source: RefSeq, a predicted model, not a curated record
GCGAUUGCAGGAGCAAAGUUUUGCCGAAGUGGCGUUAGAAGCAGAAGUAAGUGCAUGUUGGUCAGCAUAUUAAAGCUAGUUUGGUGUGUGCGUGAAACUUGUGUUGAAUUUUGAAUGUUUUAUCUGCAAUGUCAAUUUGGAACUUGAUUGGAUAAGCCGGAUACGAGCAUUGUGAAAAAAAUGAGUUGGGGAAUCGAACUUUGGGACCAAUACGACAACGUUGCUGCCCACACCCAAAAGGGCAUCGACUUUUUGGAGCGAUAUGGGAACUUUAUCCGGGACCGAUGUGCAAUCGAAUCGGAGUACGCCGGAAAACUGAGGCGGCUGGUGAAGUCGUAUAUGCCGAAGAAAAAGGAAGAAGAAGACUAUCAAUUUUCGUGCCAGAAAGCGUUUCGUGAUGUUCUGACCGAGGUGAAUGAUCAAGCCGGACAACAUGAAGUCGUCGCAGAGAACCUGACCUCGGCCGUCACCAAGGAGAUCGUAGCGCUCGUUAAAGACUUGAAAGAGGAGCGCAAAAAGGCUCUACAGGAAGGCGCUAAAUUACAGUCGUCGUUGAACCAGCAACUGUCGGCGCUGGAUCGAGCUCAAAAGAAUUAUGAAAAGGCUUUCCGAGAAGCAGAGCGGGCCGAAGAUGCGUACCGUAAAGCUGAUGCCGAUCUGAACCUCUCGCGAGCCGACGUCGAGAAGCAGCGUAUUAACUCGUCCAUCAAAAGCCAUCAGUGCGAUGACAACAAAAAUGAGUACGCCAAGCAACUCCAGAAAGCCAACGAGAUUCAGACGUGUCAUUACCAGACGUCCCUUCCAGGUGUCUUUCACGCUCUACAAGAAUUGGACGACAAAAGAAUCAAACAAAUUGAAAAUUUCAUACGAAAGGGUGUGGACAUAGAACGCAGCGUCUUUCCUAUUAUAAACAAAUGUUUGGACGGAAUUAUUCGAGCAGCCGACAGUGUCGACCCAGAAAAGGACUCGCGGUUGGUUAUUGAACGGUACAAGUCUGGUUUUUCGCCACCGGAAGAUGUGCCGUUUGAAGACCUAAGUAAUAUGCGGAGUGGCAGCGUUGGCUCCGACUCGUCCAGCAAUGGUGGCGGUAGCGGCGCCAUCCCGUCCACCAUCAGCCUGACCUCGAGUGGUAUCCUCAAGUCCGAAUCGAAAGUUGGCACGUUGACAGCCAUGAAACUCAAAAAGCGAGCUGGCAUCUUUAGCAUCUUCAACGCUGGAAAGUCGUCUCUGAUUGCUCUCGUCGAACCAAAGGAGGACUUUAGCGAUUUAGCGCCAAACCAACGACGAAAGAAGCUGCAGCAGCGGCUGGAUGAGAUAAACACACGGCUGUUGCAGGAGACGGCGACGCGAGACGGACUCAUGAAAAUGAAGGGCGUCUACGAGCAAAAUCGUGCCUUAGGCGACCCGCUUUCCAUCGAGGGCCAGCUGACAGAAAGUGGACAAAGGUUGGAUAAACUACGGUUAGAGCUUCACAAGUUCCAAGGCUAUCUGGAUGAAGCCGAAGGUCGAGUGUCGUCGCAAACGCUAAACGCGCCUGGUGUCCGAACGUCUUCGGCUAUGGGCAUGAACGGCAGUAGUGGAGGACUAGGGCUGAGGAAACUGGUUGGAUCUAAAGGAUCGAACAACGCCCUGACUCGGCACGGCGGCUCCGACGAAUCGCUUAGCCGGAGCGCGUCCGAUUCGAGCGUUUCCAAUCCUAACAAUAAACCCUCUCUACCUGGAACGCCCCAACCUACUCACGGGUCUUCUCAUAGUCCUGAAAGCGGAGUGGGCUCGCACGCGUCGCACACAAGUUUCCCCGAUUCGGAGGUAGAGCGGCUUUACGCAAACGCUGAGGCGGAGAUUGACGCCGAAGAGGACGACACGUUGAACGAGAACGAGAACGAGGUGUAUGAAAGCGAAUUACUGCCAGUUUUGGGUACCUGCCGAGCACUUUAUGCGUUUGAAGCCCAAAGCGAAGGUUCUAUCCCUUUACACGAAGGCGAAGAACUGUUUGUCAUUGAAGUCGACCAGGGAGACGGUUGGACACGAGUGCGACGGAAUUCCAGCUUCGAGGAAGGCUUCGUUCCCACUUCCUACAUCCAGUGUACACUGUAUAAUACUUGCUAGUUCACCCACAACACUUGCCCCAUCAGCGUCUCCUACUAUUUAUUGGCUAUUAAAAAAGCAAAAGAGAGAAAAAAAACAAAAAAAAGGGUCCUGUUGUAUCGAAUCGAUUGGAAGGCAAUCUGUGAAGUCUGAUCAUUCCGUCAGUGCGUGGCGGUCAUUGGUUACAAAUCACCAAUGGUUUUUAAAAUCGGAAUUACAAAAUUUUUCAUGGCCUUCUUACUUUACUGAAAUUCCACAAAUAAUGUGUAACCUUCUCGCUUUUCAUUGGGGUUAUUUAAUAUCUGUAAUAUUUUUUUUUUUUUUUACCACGAAAUUCAUAGUUUGGGGAUUUUUCUUUUUCUCAUUUUCAUUUUCAUUCAGUAAAGACAAGUUAUAGUCGUUUUUGGCGUGCAAUCGCUUCUUUUUCCUUUUUAUUUUUGUAUCGCUGUGUUUUGUCCGUUCGCUCUCGUCGCCCAAAAUUCGGUCAUUGCUUAAUGCGAACAAUUGACUUUGACCCGUUACAUUAUAAUUCUGAUUUUUUUUUUCUUACCAUGAAAACAAUUCUUUUCUAAGGGUUUGUGCGCUGCCUUUUCGUGUGUUGACAUUUUGCUGCCUUUCAAUUUACACCUUUUUUUCCCCCCUGUUUUAUAGUCCCAAAUAUUCUUUCGAGUUUAGAAAAACGAGUGACGUCGCGAUUCGUGUACAGUGUACUGUUUGUGGGCCGCUGAGACUUGGGUGUAACAGGCCGUUGAGUAAACAAAAUAUGUCCGUUACAGGACAGCCUCAUUUGUCGACGAAGAGGGUUUUUUUUAUUCGAUGGAAAAAUAACAAUUCCUUUUGGCGACAAGAGAAAUGGUGAAGAAAUUCCACGCUGAAUGCCAAUGUCAGUGUAUUAUGCGUUCAGUGAAAAUUGACAGUGAUUCGUGCACUGCUUUGUGUUUGUGUAAGUACUCUUCAGUUUUUAAUGCCUCGUUUUUGGGGGGGUUUUGUUUGUUUUUUUGUUUUUUUUUUUAUCUCCUGUUCUUCUUUUUCUAUUUUCUUGUAUUUUUUUUUUUUCCUGAUUGGCAUCCACGGAAGGUCUACGUUUUGUCUUGUAAUUCGUAUAUGCUCAAUGCGACGCAGUAAGUCUCAGUCGGGAAUAAACGUGUCGGCUUCCCUCUAA